UCCCAAAAUUAUCCCUCAUUGUGAACGAAGUGAGUUCUGCAAAAGUAGGGUUUUCUUACAAGCACAUCGCGCAGCCUCGCUUUUCUGGUUUGUGAAGAUGGGUCACUCCAACAUCUGGAACGCUCACCCAAAGAACUACGGCCCUGGCUCUCGCACCUGCCGUGUCUGCGGUAAUCCUCAUGCAAUUAUUAGAAAGUAUGGACUCAUGUGCUGCAGACAGUGCUUCCGCAGCAAUGCCAAGGAAAUUGGCUUCAUCAAGUACCGCUAAAUCUUCAAUAUGCAUUUCUACGAGGACCUCUCUUGCGUGUGGUGCUGGUAGAUAUCUGCAAUUUGAGCAUUUUUAUUCUCAUCUUCCUUCAAGUUAAAUGAUGUAAUGGGAUAAUUUUGAUUUUUGUUAGCUCUUGAAAGUGAACUAUGUGGUCCUAAAGACUAGCUUUUUUAUCUGAAUAUCUAUUUCUAUACUCUUCCAA
Messenger RNA from Solanum dulcamara, 470 nucleotides. RefSeq names its product 40S ribosomal protein S29. The transcript has 3 exons. The record is from RefSeq and is a predicted model, not a curated record. NCBI's taxonomy places the organism in Eukaryota, Viridiplantae, Streptophyta, Magnoliopsida, Solanales, Solanaceae. Gene Ontology annotation, biological process: translation. Gene Ontology annotation, molecular function: structural constituent of ribosome; zinc ion binding. Gene Ontology annotation, cellular component: ribosome; cytosolic small ribosomal subunit. The coding region runs from base 98 to 268 and encodes 56 amino acids.